This is a messenger RNA of Schizosaccharomyces japonicus yFS275, 3751 nucleotides long. RefSeq names its product fluconazole resistance protein. The transcript has 2 exons. The record is from RefSeq and is a predicted model, not a curated record. Gene Ontology annotation, cellular component: membrane. Gene Ontology annotation, biological process: transmembrane transport. Lineage: Eukaryota; Fungi; Ascomycota; Schizosaccharomycetes; Schizosaccharomycetales; Schizosaccharomycetaceae. The coding region runs from base 1 to 1650 and encodes 549 amino acids. Gene Ontology annotation, molecular function: transmembrane transporter activity.
AUGUAUUUUUCUCCUACACCAGGAAAAAUGGAUUUGUUUUCUUUGCACAGUGGUAGGAAGUUUAAUUCGCAGUUCUCACUGAGACCUUACUUGACGAACGAAGAGAAUUCUACGACAAGUUCAUCGAAUCGUACUGACGACGAUGUUGCUCCUGUUGCCGCUACCGAUAAGGUAGUUGUAGUUGGAGCGGCUUCGCCCCUCAGCACUGGUUCCAGUGACUUGGAGAAGGAUUCUGCAUCUGUUUCUUCUGAAGCUUCGUCUUGCGAAGUGACAUGGGAGGGACUGGACGACAAACUGGAUCCAAGGAAUUGGUCGACAUUGAGGAAAUGGAUUGUGAUAUUCCAAAUUUCUAUGAUUGCUUUUGUGGUUACCUUUGGUUCUAGUAUUUAUUCGUGUGCGGUGGAUGAAGUUCAUGAUGAUUUUCAUGUAUCUAUACCGGUCGCAACCUUGGGUUCCUGUGUUUAUUUGGUUGGGUUUGGCAUGGGGUCUAUGGCAUUUGCACCGUUAAGUGAGGUCUAUGGGCGCUUAAUCGUGUAUUUGAUAACGCUCUUGGGAUUUGUGCUCUUUCAGAUUGGCGGAGGUGCUGCCACGAAUAUACAGACACUGAUCAUCAUGCGUUACUUCCAAGGUGUCUUUGGAAGUACUCCUUUGGCUAAUGCUGGUGGGACUAUCAGUGAUCUAUUCACGCCUGCUCAGAGAACGUAUGUCUUACCUGGCUUUUGCACGUUCCCGUAUCUCGGUCCAGUGCUCGGGUCAAUAAUUGGAAGCUUUAUCGUUCAGAGCAAAUUACGUUGGAGAUGGUGUUUCUGGAUUAACAUGAUAUGGGCUGGUAGCACUUGGGCUAUGGCUUUCUUCAUAUUACCAGAGACGCAUGGUCCUACUAUUUUAAGUUACAAGGCGAAGUACCUACGAGAGGUUACGGGGAACACAAAAUGGCAUACCGAGUUUGAAAGAAGUCGGAACCCAAAGAACGCCAUUUACCAAGCAGCAACGAAAUCCGUAACCAUCAUUUGUACUGAGCCUAUUGUUGUUUGCUUUACGCUUUACCUAACCCUUGUGUAUGGCGUCGUUUACAUAAACUUUGAAAGUUACCCUAUCAUUUUCAAAGGCUAUGGGUUCAAUACCGGUGAGGUUGGUCUUUCUUUUAUUGGAAACGGGCUUGGCAUCAUCAUAGCCGGUUUAGCAACUCCUUUGGUUUAUAAGCACUAUAAGCACUGCCUGAAAAAACGGAACAAUAAAGUUGUUCCGGAAGACCGUUUAUAUCCCUUACUACCUGCUUCAUUCCUUUUGCCGAUAUCUUUGUUUUGGUUUGCAUGGACGUCUUAUACGUCUGUUCCAUGGAUUGUUCCUAUCAUAAGUACGAUAUUCUUUGGCAUUGGCUUGUUGAUUACGUUCUUUGUAUCUUACAAUUACAUUAUUGACUCUUACCAAGGAUUUGCAGCCAGUGCUCUUUCAUCCGCUACUCUUGUCCGGUAUUCGGCAAGUGGCGGAUUGACCAUGCUGGCACGUCCUAUGUUUUUGCAUCUUGGGACACAGUGGGCCAUGUCACUCUUAGCUUUCUUGGCUGUUGUUAUGGUGCCAAUUCCUUUUUUGUUUCUUAAAUAUGGAAAGCGGAUUCGUCAGAUCAGUCGGGAUGCUUGUAAGGACUAGGGCAGCAGAUCUUCCACAAAGUUGCCGGGGGCUUCUCUGAAAAUGAAAUGUGAAUACGUGCUGUUGUUCCUAACUUCUGAGGCUGUGUAUCUUGCUUGAAACAACAGUAUUCUAUAGAGAUUAUUUGCUUACGGGUUAUAUUCUAAUAAAGUCUUCUACAUUCAUGAAGCCCCUUGAAUUUGAUCGACGGUAAUGGAAUUUGCGUAUCUUAGGUAUUGCCUAUUUGUGCAUCUUAAAUAAACAAUUCCGUUUAGGAUCCACUCUGAUUCUGAAUGACUCUCGUUCCAACUACUUAAAGUUUAAUGACAUUGCGUUUUAUUUGUAACAACUAUGAACUGCAUGAUUCAUCUGAAGUUAAUAGCUGCUUAUAAAUGGUCUUGAGGAGCGAUUCCGUGCAAAAUUAGUGCAUUCAAUGUUAGCGAACACAAAACGAUACUUUUCUUCCCCUUCGUUCAUUUUAUAUUGACAAGUUUAGCGUACUUUUACAUGUUCAAAGGUGCGUAUCAAACGUUACAGAUUCUCCACUGGCUGAACCUUGAAUACUGGCACUAAUGACCCGCUGGACAGAGAGCGUGUGUUGAGGUGGGACAGGUGUCAAACUUCUGUCGUUGUUCUCGAUACAUUUGGCAAUUUGUCUGUAAAAGAAACGAUAGUCACCAAUAGUUGUUGGAACAGUCUCUUUGAUAAUAUCAGGUUCAACUACAUCGUCUGUAUACCAUAAAGAUCCAUAAUUGUCCGGAUGGUCUUUUCCGUAUGCUGGGUCGUCAGGUUUCAUACCCUUGGCAAUCUGUUUUUCCUGAGGGUCGAAGCCUUCCUUGACAAAUGUACCCUUCGUUCCUCGCACAAUAAACCUUGGAGUGUAGCCAGGGGCGACAAAUGUUGAUCUGAGAAUUACUUCUGUUGGGAGUUGUUCAUUAUCGGCUGAGUAGUGCAGGACAAUGUAAUAAUAAUCGUCCAAACCCAAAGGCGGAAACUGCCUUUGAUUCAUUACUUUAGCAGUGACGCCUACGGGUUCACCAAAAAGAGCAAUCGCUUGGUCGAUAAGAUGAGAACCAAUGCCAUACAGUAAACCAUUGGCAUAACCCAGUUCUCCUUUCCAACUUUUCUUUGAUCCAAGGGAAACUGAGUAUCGGUCAAAAUGAGAUUCGAAUUCAACAAUUUGUCCCAAUCUUCCUGACUCGAUAAGAUUCUUGACCGUCAUAUAAUCGCCAUCCCAUCGACGGUUUUGAUAGACACACAAAAGCCGGUCCACUUUGUCGGCUAGUUCAAACAACUUCUUGGCUUCCUCAACAGUUUCUGUAAACGGUUUUUCACAAACAACGUGUUUAUGGGCGUUUAAAGCCUUUGUAACAAUUUCCUCAUGACAAGCAGGCGGAAGGGAAACCACAACGAGCUCAAUAGCAGUGUCAGCCAAAAGUUCAUCGACGUUUGUGAAGACUUUUAUGUUUGGAUACUUCUCCUUCGCUUUUGAGUACGUUUCUGUUGCCCGUCUUUCCCAACAAGCAUAAAGCUCAUAUUGCUUUGGAAGGGCUUCUAAGUAUGGAAAAUGAAAAAUGGAGGCAGAGACGCCUGUGCCAAGAACAGCUACUUUUAUACGUGCCAUAAAAUAACGUGAAAAUGGAUACCUUCCUUUGCUUAAUUAAAGAAGUUUUAAUGCGCUGUUGGUAACUAGUAAUCGGUAUGUAGGUGUUUCCUUAAGUGAGAGUCUUCAUCCGCUUCGUUUGACAAACGAAUUAUUGAAACGUCAUCCUGUGUUCAUCUCACGUUUUCGUCUACAUCAGUAUGCUACAGUAGUAACUUCAGUUUACCGACAUUUCGUCUCGAUAGCAUCUUAUAUGAGUUGAAAUGUGCAACCGAAAAGCUUAAUCCUUGUAAACUUCAAUUGACGAGACCCACGAUCAUGAUUAGCAAUUAGCGCUUUAAGAGAAGCAUAUGAUAAUACGAAUCAGCUUGUCGUCGUUUGUUGAUGAAUGUGGUUCGUUAAUAUCGCUUAUGUGUGAGAAGGAGAGAGUCAACGAGCAAAUGGCUCAUUUUUGGGAAGCUUAGUAAUCGUAGCGUGUUAUUAUUUUCAGAUGACUUCUAUAACCCGUCUGGGGCCAGG